Molecule: messenger RNA, 5478 nt
Organism: Closterium sp. NIES-65
Lineage: Eukaryota; Viridiplantae; Streptophyta; Zygnematophyceae; Desmidiales; Closteriaceae
Source: the annotation of a GenBank genome assembly
AUGCGCGUGACGUUAUUCACAUGGCAUUGCGCGUGUGACAUCGUGCGCGUGGCAUUGCGCGCUUGUGCGCGCAACAUGAAGCGUGCAGUGUGGCUAGUGGAGGCAGAGGAACCGCCGUCCGACGCCCCUGAGAAGCAGCAGCUGGGUGCACGUGCACAACCGUGCGUCGCCCAUGCCCCCAUGGUACGACGAACCAUGACAAUGGACGAGGCAGUGCGCCUAGCAGAAGCAGAGGAGGCUGUCAUUCGCAAGAUGCUGCAGCCACUCAAGACCCUUGCACACAGCCGCCAGGUGCGAGCAGUGAUGCAUCUGGAGCGCAGCAGCGACCAUGAGAAGGCCCUGUGUGACGCAGUCAAGCGGUUCUCCGCCUCCAGGGUCUACAUCGGGGUCAGAAAGAAGUUCCUGUGGUCGAACUCCCUCAGCAGCGCGCCGACAGCCUACUACGAGACGAAUCUCCCCGACGGCUGUGUGCUGGUGGUGGCGCAGGGGUCGCGGCGGGUGGCAGAGAUCCCCGUGCAUCCCAAAGGGCCCCUCCGCAGCCGCACCCUCAGCCGCUCCAAACGCUCCCAGGCUGGCUUUGAUCCGCCGCUCACGCCCACAGGCACUGCACCUGGUGCUGGUGCUGGUGCUGCUGCUGGUGGUGGUGUGGUAGGGGGGGGUGGGAGGGGCAGGGGCAGGGGACGAGGUGUGGGCAGGGGUGUGGGCAGGGGAAUGGAGAGGGGUGCAAGCAGGGGGUUUCCUCGCUCGGCAUCGUCGAAUGCUGCUUUGGAGGCGGGAAGCAGGGGUGGAGAGCGGUGGUCUGAUGCUGGUAGCAGCGCUCGUGCUGGUGCUGGUGCUGGUGCUGGUGCUGGUGCUGGUGCUGGUACUGGCACUGUUGCUGGCGUGGGUGCUGUGAUUGGUGGUGGUGUUGGGAGCAGUAGUGGUGGGCGGGGCGGGGUUGGCAGCAGAGGAGAGGGAGAGAGGAGGCGGGGGGAGAGAGAGGAGGUCCAGGCAGGAGAGCGAGAAAGCAGACCCCUGGCGGGCAGACUCAGGGUGAUUGUGCCGUCUACUAGAGAGGUGGACGGAUGGGGGGUACAAAUUCAGGGAGAGCAGACUCAGGUGGAGCAGCGACAGGGGGAGCAGCGACAGGGGGGGCAGCGACAGGGGGAGGAGAGUCAGGGGGGACUAGGGCUGGAGGCUGGGUCGGGGGAUGAGGAUGAUGAUGCACUGGCAGAGCUAGGAGAAGAAUGGAUCAGAAGCAGGAGGAGAGAGGCGCCAACGUCAGGUAGAACGCCAGGUGCUGCAUCAGGUGCUGCAUCCGAUGCUGCAUCAGGUGCGGCAUCAGGAGCAGUGGAUUCAAAGCGAGCAGGGCGCCAUCAGCGGAGCCACUCCAUGCACCUGCUGUCACCGCACCCCACAGCUCUCUUCUCCCCCUCACUCCCUCCCUCUCACCCCCGCCGCCUGUCCAUAUCAGACGCCCUAGAAGCAGAGGGCAGUGUGGGCCAAAAACGGGGCCCGGGGCGAGAGAGGAAGGUUAAACUGGAGGUCGAGGAGGUGGAUGAGGAGGAGGAGGAGGAAGAGGAGGAGGAGGAGGAGGAGGAGGGAGUGAUGGGACCCCAUGGUGGUAGGAGGAACCUUCCCAGUGAAUACCAUGACCAUGCCAGCCAGUUCGGCCCGUUGAGUGUGCGCGGCAACCCCACCACCCCACGCCUCUUCUCCCCAGAUGACUGGACAUUCCCUCUAAAUGAUGAUGCUUCUGAUGCCUCUGGUGCUUCUGGUGCCUCUGGUGCUACUUGGCCGUCCAGUGCUGCUGGUGCAUCUGGUACAUCAGCCCCCACGACUCCCAAGGGAGCGAGCAGAAACCCCAAGGGCGAGGGCAUGGCAGGGAGAGGCGCAGGGAGAGCCGUUGGGAUGGUAGAAUCUGGAGGGAUUGCGAGGCAUGAUAGUGGGAGUGGGCGUGGGCGUGGGAGUGGGAACCGGGAUGGGAGUGGGAAUGCUGGUGGGGAGAAGAAGGAGGAAAGGCCAGGAGUACGCAUAGGAGCAGGUGCAGGAGCAGGUGCAGGAGCAGGUGCAGGAGCAGGAGCAGGUGCAGGUGCAGGUGCAGGUGCAGGUGCAGCUGCAGGUGCAGGAGCAGCGACAGGCACCGGCACAGGAGCAGGGGGGAGCAGGCAGGAGGCCAGGCGGGGGGCUUGGCGCAGCCGGUUUCGCAGUGCGAGUGUGAGCGAGGUGCCUCUCUCGCCCUCCCAGCUGCUCUCCCCCUCUGGCCUGCUCUCCCCCGAGCGCCCCUUCUCUGCUAUCUCCGCCUGGGAUGCCCUUCCUGUGCGCAUCGGGGGCAGUGCUGUGGAGACAGGGGGGAGGGUGAUGGAGGGCGAGGUGCUAAAGUCGCCGCGCAUGGGGGGCAGUGCUGUGGAGACAGGGGGGAGGGUGAUGGUUGAGUCGAUGCACAAGUCGGCUCCAGGAUGGCAGGUGCAGCUGCUGCACAAUCACAGUGGCAGUAUGCAUGGUGAUGGUGAUAAAAUCAACAGUGCUGUAAUAAACGGUCAUAAUGCUACCCCCGGCAGCAGCAGUGCUCACCUGUCUCACCAGAUCUUCAACACCACACCUGCAGCCUCGGCAGCCACAGCCUCGGUGGCAGCCACAGGGCUAGGGCUGGGCAGAGCAGCAGCUAGAAUGCUCUUUCCCAAGUCUUCCAGUGGCGGCAGCCGCACGGGGCGAGAGGACACCACUCCCCAAAGCCCCCUGGCGUCCCCUCCCCCGUCGGAUCCUGAGGGUGAUGAGUAUCAACGGACACGAUCGCUCGGCACGUAUGAUUUUGUAAGGUAUAAGCAGAGCAGGAGCGCGAGCAGGAGGAGCAGCAGGGACUAUGGGGAAAGCAGUGGCAGUGGAGGCAGUCCCUCUCAGAAAUCUGCGAGCCUCCUUUCUCAUUCGUCUUCCGAUCUCCCCUUGCAACAAUCUGUGCCAUCAGUUCAGCAAUCUGUUUCAGAGAGGCCUAAAAAGUCGUCCCAUCAGCAGCCUCUGCUGCUGGAUGGAUCAGCGAAAGCGGCAGUCGCAAGCCAAUCUGCCAGGCACCCCGUCCCUCCUCGCUCUCCCUCUCGCCGCACCCCUCCUCCGCUCGUCCCCUCUACUGCUUCUGCUGCUGCUAACACGUCUCCACCCCGCUCUGCUCGAAGAAAUGCUGCUGUUCCCGCCUUUCCUCGAUCUGCUAGUGCGGGCAGCAGCAGCAGCAACGGGGAGAGCGGCAGAAGCCGAAGCAACGCAGGCAGCAAUUUCAUCAAUUACAGCAACAGCUACAGCAACAGCAGUGGCAGCAGGAUUGAAGGAUCAGAGCAUGCUGCUGCUGCUGCUGCUAUCGGUACUGGUGGAGUGGGGAGAGGGGCGAAAGAGGUGAUGGAGCCAGGGGAAGAAGAUAGAGGAGGAGCUUUACCAGUGGCAGCAGAAGCAGGUGUGACGAUGCUGCGAACCAAAUCCGGAGAGAUUUUAGGCCGCAACCAGCAGCAGCAGCAGCAGCAGCCGCAGCCGCAGAGGAGGGCUUUGGAGAGGUUUCCUGUGUGCCGCAUGGAGCAGCGGCAGCAACAGGUGAAGCUGGCUUGGGAUGACAUUCUGGGGGACGGGCCUGAUGCAGGACAGGCGCCAGCAGGGAGAGGUUCGCUUGUCCGCAAAGCGGUGAAGGCAGCAGGAGCCGCAGGAGCAGCAAAAGCAAGAGACGCAGCGGGAGCAGCAAGAGCAACACGAGCAGCAGGAGCAGAGAAAGGCAGAGGUGGGGAGACGGAGCACACAGCAUGGGCAAACGGCGCAGCAGCAGAGGAGUUUGAUUUCGGUGUGCCAGCAGAGACGGCAGGUGAGGUUGAAAGGCGCGAGUCUGUGGACCUGGCUAUGGGUGGCAAGCCAAUGCCCAGGGGUGGUGGCAGUGGCGGUGAUAGCGGUGGUGGUGGUGGUGGUGGUGGUGGUUCAAGGCUCAAUCAGGGCAGCAACAAUGGCACCAUGCUGAGCUCAGGUACAGAUGAUGCAGCACGGGCAGCAGCAGCAGCAGCAGCAGCAGCAGCAGCAGCAGCAGCAGCAGCAGCAGCAGCAGCAGCAGCAGCAGCAGGAGGAGCAGGAGAAGCAGGAGGAGAAGAAGCCCAAAGUCCCGAGGAUCUAUCAGCGUCCAGCAUCCCUCACCACCUAUCGUCUCUUGUUCCCUGUCGGGUGUUCACUCUGCAGCAGCUAGCAGCAGCAACUGACGGCUUCAAUCCCUCUCGCCUGCUGGGCCGCAGCAGUGGGGGCAGCGCAGGGGGAAGUGUGUACCGAGGGGAGCUGCUGGGGCGCCCUGUGGCGAUCAAGCGGCUGCAGGGCCCGGGAAUUAGCCACAGGAGUCCGGGACCCUACUCCACGUCAGCUGCCACGUCAGCUGCCUCGUCAGCGGCCACGUCAGCAGAGGCUGAGGCGUUUUGGAGGGAGGUGGGGGUGCUGGCGAGUGUGCGGCACGCGCACGUGGUGGGCAUGGUGGGGUGCUGCCCUGAGGACUUCUCCCUUGUGUAUGAACUCAUGGUGGGAGGGUCUCUCUGGGACCGCCUACACCCACAGCUGCAGCAGCAGCCGCAGCAGAAAAGGCAACAGAAACAGCAGCAGCAAGAGCAUGAACAAGGGGCAGCCACCACCCCGCCUCCCUCCCCUCUCCCCGCUCCCCUCCCAUGGCACCAUCGCCUGUGCAUCGCCUCUGAAAUCGCCUCUGCGCUCCUCUUCCUACACUCCCACAGCCCCCUUAUCCUCCACUCCGACCUCAAACCCCAAAACAUCCUUCUCGACAGCCAUGGCGCCAGCAAACUUGCUGAUACAGGCCUGGCGGGGCUCAGUUUCUUCGGCUUGCUUCCGCAGAAUCACCUCGAGGUCACGUUCAAGGUGCAGGGGACGUUUGGGUUUUUCGAUCCGGAUGUUGUGGUUACCACCGGGGAGGUUACGGCAGCGAGUGAUGUGUAUGCUCUGGGCGUGGUGCUGCUGCUGCUGCUCACCGGGAUCGAAGAUGUGAAAGAGCGCCUUGACAAGCGGGCGGGCAGCUGGCCGAGAGAUUUGGCUGCCCGGGCUCUGCGAGUGGCGCUGCAGUGUGUGGAACGGCGCGGCGUGGAUCGGCCAGACCUGCAGACAGUGGUGCACCCGACCCUGGCUGCCAUUGCUAAAGAGGUGCGGGAGGUGCAGGCGCGGGAGGUGCAGGCUCGGGAGGAGGUGAAAAAGGGGGAGGGACUGCGGGAUCAGGAAGAAGAGGUGAAGCAGAGGCGGGAGGUGCAGGCAGGGCAGGAGUUGCAGCUAGAGAGUCGCUUCAUCUGCCCUCUCUCCCAUCAACGGCUGCACGACCCUGUGGUGGCAGCAGAUGGGGUGACAUACGAACGGCAGGCGAUAGAGGCGUGGCUCGCAGCACAUGACACCUCCCCCAGAACCCACCUCCCCCUCCCACACAAGCAUCUCACCCCGAAUCUCAUCCUGCUGGAACUGCUUUCCACCCUGGGCCUUCUGAAUGGAUCAUAA